UUAGUCUUGGCUGUGUAUUGUUCCAUGGGAUAAUAGACCCUGACGUAUUUGUUGUUAGCCGAAUUUCUCAUCUAGAGUUCCUCUCACCUACAUAAGGAAGGGUUCUGCUUCUUCCUGUGCGUCUUCUAUCGUUCCGAGUUCCCAAACCAAUCCGUUCCUCUACUGUCUAUUAAGCAGUCCUGCUUUCGCUCCGGCGACCCCCUCUCUAAGGCAAUAUCGUCUCUCAACCUAUUUGCCGCCAACUUCUGCCCCCCGUGGCACUGAAAAAGACAACCCGUCCACGUGCUCGUCUUGUUCUCGGUCACUCUUUUCGAGUUUCGUUCAGAAACAGCGAUGCGUUUCUCUGUACACAGGGUCUCAUUCGGCCUCUGUGCCAUUCCUCUCCUUGGACUCGUGGUUGCUGAGCCAUAUGUUCUACACCACCACUUCGACCGCACCAACUUCUUCGACGAGUUCACUUUCUUCGACGAACCGGAUCCCACCCGUGGCGUUCAGCGGUAUGUCAGCGCAGUCGAGGCCAACUCGGUGAGUCUUGCGGGCUUCGCCAACGACGCAGUCUUUCUAGGCGUGGACUACAAGACCCCGGGGCCCUGGCGGCGCUCGGUCCGCGUCACAUCCAACACCGCCUACGACAGCGGGCUCUUCAUCGCCGAUAUCGCACACAUGCCUACCAGCAGCUGCGCAGUCUGGCCCGCGUUUUGGAUGUUCGGCCCCCAGUGGCCGUACGACGGGGAGAUCGACAUCAUCGAGGGCGUCAACACGCAAGACCGGAACAAGAUCACCCUCCACACCGGCCCCGGCUGCUCCAUCACCAACGAAGGCACCACGGCCUCGACGACGCUGAGGGAGACGAACUGCAACGCCGGCGACGCCUACCUCGGCUGCACGCAGACGACAGCCAGCAACGACAACUACGGCGACGGCUUCAACGACAUUGGCGGCGGCGUCUACGCGACCCAGUGGACGGGCGAGCACAUCUCGGUCUGGUUCUUCCCGCGCGGCAGGAUCCCGCCGGACGUGCGGUCGGACAGCCCGGACCCUUGGACGUGGGGUCCCGCGCUGGCCCGCUUCAAUGGCGGCGACGGGUGCCGCAUCCCGGACCACUUCAGGCAGCAGAGCCUUGUCUUCAACAUUGCGUUGUGCGGCGAGUGGGCGGGACGUGUGUGGGGUGACGAUGCGGAGUGCUCGGCGCUGGCGCCGACUUGCGACGAGUGGGUUGCCAAUAACCCGGACGCCUUUGCUGAAGCGUACUGGUUGAUCAAUUCGGUUCGAGUCUUCCAGUUGGAGGAGGCAUGAGGAGCGUUUUCCCUUGGGCCUGGUACAUGUUCCACGGCGAUGCCUUUUUUAUUUUUAUUUUUAUUUUUUAGCAUUUCAUUUCCAAUCCUCGUGCAUGGCAGCAUGGCAGCAUGGCAGUAUGACAUCUGGUUGCGUUAUUUGUUUCACCCUUCCUUUUCGUUUGCUUGUUGUCUUUGGCUUCAGUCUUUAUUAGACAGAUACCCU
Molecule: messenger RNA, 1500 nt
Organism: Sodiomyces alkalinus F11
Lineage: Eukaryota; Fungi; Ascomycota; Sordariomycetes; Glomerellales; Plectosphaerellaceae
Product: mixed-linked glucanase
Exons: 1
Coding region: 334-1296 (320 amino acids)
Biological process (GO): glucan catabolic process
Molecular function (GO): hydrolase activity, hydrolyzing O-glycosyl compounds
Source: RefSeq, a predicted model, not a curated record